AUGACAAAUUGUUUAAAUGAAGAUUCAUCUAUAUCUCGAGAAUUUAUCAAUGUCAAUGUGGGCAAACGGAUACGAAUAGAAUGUGAAUUAAAUAAUUCAACUAUAAAUGGAAAUAAAAAAGGUUUAUGGUUACGUUUAGAAGAUGCUGAAGUAUUUUUCUAUUCGACAAGUCGUAUUAAUUCUGAUCAACGUUUUCAAAUUGAACAGCGUUCCAGUCUUCAUAUGAUUAAUAGUACAUUAUCCUAUGAAAUAAUUACAUAUUCAUUGAUUAUUGAUGAUAUACAUUUAACCGAUGGUGGAACAUAUUCAUGUCAAGCAGAUAAUAAAAUAAUCAAACUAUUUAUAUUAAAUAUUGUUGAACGACCUUAUUUUAUUACACAUGAAUAUUCAACAUUAUUACGUACACAAAUUGGAAGAAAUAUAUCUAUUACUUGUGAAGCACAAGGCAAACCCGAUCCAUAUCUGAAUUGGAUGAAAAAAAUCGAUGAAUACAAUCAAAAAGUAAUUGUUAAUUGUUCAACAACGCCUACUACUUGUCAAUUAAAUCUUAUUAAUGUUGAUCGUUAUCAUACGGGAAUUUAUGAAUGUGUAGCAAUGAAUAUUGUUGGAACAAUUGGUCGAUUUUAUGAACUUGAUGUACAAUAUCCACCAGAUGUUCAUAGUUUAACAGAAGAAUAUUAUCAUUUUAUUGGUGAUGCAGUUAUAUUAGAAUGUUUAAUUGAUUCGAAUCCUGAACCAGAUAUACGAUGGUUACAUAGAUAUUCAAAUGAUAUUAAACAAGAAAUCGAUUUAUCUCGACAAUUUUAUCAAGAACAUUUAGAUAAUAAUAAUAAUCAAGAUAAUCGAAUAUGGUAUAUAAAACAUGAACAGUUAAAUGCAACAAGAUGGAAAACAAAUCUUUUCAUUAAACGUAUUCCAAGACGUUUAUUUAAUUCGAAUUUUAUUUGUCGUGCAAUAAAUCAUCAUGGUGUUGGUGAACAAUCAAUAAAUAUUAUUGAAAAACAUCAUCCAUCAAAAAAACAUCGACAUACAACACCCGAACCAUUCAUUUCAAAUAAUACGACAUUAUCAAGUACAAUAAAAUUUAUUUCACAAACGACAAAUAAUAUUUAUAAUCGAUCAAAAAAACUUUCACCAUAUCGAUAUUAUUUAUUUAUUUUAGGAUUAUAUUCAUUUCUAUCUUCUUUAUAUGUAUAA
Molecule: messenger RNA, 1197 nt
Organism: Adineta steineri
Lineage: Eukaryota; Metazoa; Rotifera; Eurotatoria; Adinetida; Adinetidae
Source: the annotation of a GenBank genome assembly